AUGCCAGUGUUCAAGGAGAAGGGGGAACGACUGCUCGCAGCGCUGAACAUUUCACGACAAACAACGCACUCCUAUCCCUACUAUGCAUCCUUGUCCCGCGAGCACUUCAUGGAGGCCGUUUGCGAGGUUGGACGUGUAGUCGGUGAGUCGAUAACGCUUUCCGAUGAUCCGUGCGCCAGCCUGGUGUACGCAAUGACAAUGCACGUCGCCGGUGAAAGGAAAUGCGGCAGCGCGGACGCUCGCCACGUCCUUGAGGUGUACAUGAACAGCCGCGAGACCUUCAAUAAACUCGCGCGUGACCUCGUGUUGCCUGACCGAAUCCCCCUCGGGUACUUUGGCUCACCUGCCAAUGCAACCGGGCUCGUGUGUCUCACAAACAUGGACCGAAUCAUUCUAGAACACGGGAAUCAGUCACAGAACGAUGGACUCGGCUGGGUAUAUCGAGCUGUUCCCCCCAGCCUGGUGGAAACGAUCACAUUGUUCGCGGUAACACAGCAAGAAGAGUUCCACGCAGCGCUGCUCAACUUUGCUUUCACAUCAUGUACAACGGAUCUGGAGGUGGCCAGUCGACUAGUGUCUCGUGACCGCGGGUGCUGUGUGCUUGCGUUCCAGAUCCCAGAGGAGGUCAACUACUUUGACGGCCGUGUCUUUAACACGAUGGGGGAGGGGGAGAUUAUCAUUCAACGCAACACGUAUUUCAGCAACUUCCAGAAACCCGCAGACCCUGUGAACGGGAUCACGGUGGUAGAGUGCACACUGGAUUUGCUCCAGCGCCCGCUAUCCAUCUACAUUUCAAAGGUGCGCUGA
Sphaeroforma arctica JP610 is the source of this 807-nucleotide messenger RNA. RefSeq lists its product as hypothetical. The transcript has a single exon. The record is from RefSeq and is a predicted model, not a curated record. The coding region runs from base 1 to 807 and encodes 268 amino acids. NCBI's taxonomy places the organism in Eukaryota, Ichthyosporea, Ichthyophonida.